AUGCCGUCCCUGCUCAAGGACGCCCAAGCGUGCCGCUCCAAAAUCUCCAGCUUUACAUGGGACGAUCUCGACGCCAUGAUCCAGGAGACCACCGCCGAUUUGACCAUGCAACUGUCAAGUGCCGCUGCGGGCGACGCCGAUGUUGCCCCAAAGCCAACGCCCGCCGAGUCGGUGCCAUCUAAGUACCGCAAGUUCCUGGAUGUGUUCAGCCCAGUCGAAGCAAGCCAGCUGCCCCCGCAUCAACCUUUCGAUCAUAAAAUUGAACUCGAGCCUGGUAAACAGCCUCCGUUCGGGCCGCUCUAUCCGCUCUCAGCCCGCGAGCUCCAAGAACUUUGCGAGUACCUCGAUACGAUGCUUGCCAAUGGGUUCAUCCGGCGAUCCAACAGCCCCGCCGCCGCGCCAAUCCUGUUCGUGCCAAAGAAGGACGGAUCAAUGCGGCUAUGCGUAGACUAUCGAGGUCUCAAUGCCGUGACGGUCAAGGAUUGUUACCUGAUCCCGCUGAUCGACAAACAGCUCGACCGCCUUGCUUGCGCCGUGAAGAUGACCAAGUUGGAUCUCAUGGGAGCUUACAAUCUCCUGCGUAUCCGCAAGGGCGAUGAGUGGAAACUGGCGUUCCAAACUCGAUACGGGCUAUACAAAUACCUUGUCAUGCCGUUUGGCCUGUGCAACGCGCCGUCCACAUUCCAGGCGUUGAUGAACUAUGUCUUCUGGGAUAUGCUGGACAUCACCGUCCUGAUCUACCUGGACGACAUCCUCAUCUACACUGGCGAAGGCGUAGAUCACGACGCCGUCGUUCAGACUGUGCUGGGCCGGCUUCGAGAGUACCGGUUGUUUGCCAAGGCUAGCAAGUGCGAGUUCGACGUGGAGGAGGUCGAGUAUUUGGGUUUCCUGGCAUCCACCAAGGGUGUACGAAUGGAUCCGAAGCGAGUUCAAACCAUGAACGAUUGGCCUGCACCGCGCAAUGUCCACCAGCUACAGGUGUUCCUCGGCUACGCCAAUUAUUACCGGAGAUUCAUUCCCGCUUACUCCCGAGUAAUAGCCCCCCUCACCGACUUGCUGAAAGGAAAGGCGAAGGGACCGAUCGAAUGGCGGGAUCUGCAACAGCGUUCGUUUGACUUGUUGAAGCGAGCUUUCACGCACGAACCCUUGCUUUGCCACUUCGACCCGGCCCUGCCGAUCCUAGUAGAGACCGACGCUAGCGAUCAUGCUAUCGCCGCUACACUCAGCCAGCCACGCCAAGAGACGCCGGCCGACUCCAAGGAAACGUGGCACCCCGUGGCAUAUUGA
Ceraceosorus bombacis is the source of this 1287-nucleotide messenger RNA. The record is from the annotation of a GenBank genome assembly. NCBI's taxonomy places the organism in Eukaryota, Fungi, Basidiomycota, Exobasidiomycetes, Ceraceosorales, Ceraceosoraceae.